GCUAGAGUCAAUCGGAUUCUGGGAUACUCGCUUCAGCGUCGAGUCAGGAUGGCCUUCCGCUUCGCGUGCAUUGCAGCCUUAGCUGUUGCCAGUGCCAAUGCUGGCAUCAUCAGCAAUGUUCACUACGGCGGUGCCCAACACGCCUACAGCGCUGUCGGCCCCAUUGUGGCCUAUUCAGCACCGAGUUUUGUGAAGACCGUCCAGACUGCUCCGGCAUUAGCAGCCACUUAUGGCGCAGUCCCUGUUGCCACCGCCCACACGGUGCAACCUGUUCCGUCAAUCGUGAAGUCUGUGUCCGUGGCCUCUACGCCCACUGUUGUUAAGACUGUCGCCCCUGCUCCAGCUCUUCUUAAGACUGUGUCAGUCUCUGCCGCUCCUGUUGUAGCCACUGCCCCUGCUGUUCCUACGCUAGCUGUGGCAGCCCCUAUCGUCUCGUACGCCGCCCCUGUGCCUACCGGCAAGACCCACACUGUCACCACUCAGGCCGGCCGUUCGCACAUCCACGUCGAGGAGUACCAGCAGGGCCCCCUGGUUGUCCGUGUCCAUGAGCAGCCAGCUCCAGCCCCAGAAGUCGUCCGUGUGGCUGCUCCAUCAGACCCACAGUCGCUGAUUCGCGUCAUCAAUAGGGCUGCCCCCGCACCCACCGUUGACCGUGUGGUUCAUCGCAGUCACGACGCCAACGUCGUUGACAUUGCUAAGCCUGCCCCGCCUCCCGCUCGCAUCGUGCAAGUCGUUCGCCAACAAGGACCUGCCCCACGAGUCGAAUUCAUCAACGAAGAGGGCCAUGACUCCGUCCAUCAUCUUGAAGCUCAGGAGCCCGCUAUUGCCUACGCAGCCCCUGCUGCCGCCGUUGUCAAAACCGUCCACGCUGCUCCCGCGGUGGCCACCACCUACGAAGCCCCUGCCGUUGCCACGACUUAUUCUACUCCCGCAGCCGCCGUCAAGACCGUCCAUGCUGCCCCUGCCCCUGCCGUGGCCACGACCUACCACCACGUGCCCGCUAUCUCGUACGCGGCUGCCCCUGCUGUAUCCGUCCACAAAACGUUCGGUGCUACCCCCGCUGUUGCCACCACCUAUUCCACCAGCACCUACGGAGGCCCCGUUGUGUCGACCAUUGGCGGCUUCUCCCAGAGCUACGGCAACACUGUCGUCCUUGACGCCAACAAGAAGGCUAAGUCUGCUUAAUUUGAGAUGUCAUUGGAAUUCAUUUCGUUAAAAUUACGUGAUAUAGAGAUUUCAAAUAUAGCUUCGAUGUUUAACUAGGAUAUGUAAAUAGAAUAACAUGCCCGUAAGGGCUUAACAGCAAUAGUAUAAAGUCGGAUAUGGGAGACGUAUUGCCAAAGGCAAGCAUUUCUGCGGUAGUAACAUCAAUAUAAACUGCAUACAAUUAAAUGCGCCUGUAUCUUCAUUUAGCAAAUUUAAGCUAGUUUUAUUCAUGCAUCGUCUUUUGUUAUACUUUCUACAAUUGAAUUUGUUAAGCAUCUCGAACGCGUUUGCCUGGUCAAACUUAUAUAACGAUGACAACUUAACUAGCGCUGCGCGGAAGGACGCUUGCAAAUAUAUAAACAUGUUUAUUGGCUUAUUUUUGGUAGGCAACACUGACGCUUUCAGUUAAACCAAUCGUUGGGUUAACGUGCUCGAAGCUGGAUUGUGUAUAAAAUUUAUAACAACCGAUAACUAGCAGAACAAUGGCCAUGGAAGUCGGAAUCUAAAAAAACUAUAACAAAUGACCUGACCCAGAAUGCCUAGCCUAGAAAUGCAUCGAACUUACAGAGGGUAGAAGGGUAAUGUAAUAACAUCAAAAGCUUUUGCUCUGACUAUAACUGCUCGACUAAUUAAAUCCGUCUCGAGGAGAAAAAAUGAACAAGAAAUUACCUAUGUGGAAAGCAUAUACGGAUAUAGGAUAGGUAAAUUUUCCCCCAUCAGCUGGGUGUUUUAUGCUAUUCAUUAAUCGAGAUAAUUCCUUCGGAAUUUUCGCAGUUGUGCCAUGACAGUUAACGGCAUACGUAUAUUUUUUCCGCCCGUGAUUGUUUUUUGUUAUGCUCCUGAAAGUAAUUCGUUCUAGCAACGUCUAUAACAUAACAGGCGAUAUGUAUCGUAUAAUGUAGCGAUAAUGUCGUACUCAGAAUUGGCUGUAAUCGUUAUCGUCAUACCCGGACAGUCGCAGGUGACGACAUUAAAAGUUAGUAAAGAAAAGUAAAAGAUAUUGAAGGGACUGUAUUUUACCCGACGUUUCACUAACGAUUAUUGUUAUGACUGAGAAAAAAUUAGCCUGCCUGGACGUAUUUCGUAUAGAAUUCAGUUCUGAUCUGUUUGUUCUACGAAAAUUACGAUCGCUUACAUGCAAUUGGGCAAUCAUCACACGUUUAACUUACGACGUUAGCUAUAAUUGGCAAUGAAUCAAAUCUGUCGAGUCGAAGUUCACAGAUCCAUGAACAUUUGGCUAGAAGGACUCUUACUACCAUUCCGAAACCGGCCCUAAUUUCAAUUCCUUUGCUAUUAUCUUUAAUAAUUAUCGAAUGUCAUCUCGAUUUGUCUUCGAUCGCGUGAUGGUUUCUAUCCAUCAAAUUGCGGGUGUCAUUAAAAAUGACGUAUCGUACACGAUCGUAUGCAUUUCAAAGGGUGCAGAAUUUCAAGUUAGCGAUGCUGGCUUGUCCUGAUGCCUUAUUUUUAUUUUUCAAACACAUAAAAAUCAAAUGAAUACAACACGCAGAUUUUUACAACCAGCCGUGCAGUCAGGUGGACGGUAUGGUGCACAUGUUUUGAACAAAUGCACAGUAGUUCAGCUUGACGAGUUUUCACGGGCCAACGUCGAGUCGCAGAUAUAGAACGCCUCUGUCUGCCAUUUUACCAUGUUUGUCUGAAUCUUUUUGACACCCCGAGCGCUCAAUUCUGGGGUCGAUCAUUGCUAUCGUCUGCUGAACCGAUUGCGUCACCCAUGUUCUGGCACAAACAAAAUUACUGCGGGCGUUCGUUACUCAAGUCGCGCGUGUUCUCUCAUUGGCUUGAUGCGGCGUCCUGCUUCCGACAAACGGCAAGCCCUACGUCGGCUUUAGAUAUGUCCGCACGAGCGUUUUAGCUCUGGGUCUACUGUUUCCAGCAGCGAAGUAAGCAACUGCAGUAGUUCGUACAACGAAGACGGGGAUCGGUACCACAAAACUCUUGUUGGCCUGAAUGGCCCAAUUCGACUCGCCGCACCCUUUUAAUGGCCAGAAGAGCUCCAUAGCAGCAGAAGCAUCAGACGGCAAAAAUUGUGUACUCAUCGCACAACUACCGCAUAUCGAAACAGCCCUGCUAUAAGAGACGUGCCGCUUGCCAAGAGCGAUUCAGUUGGUCUUCAUUCGUGAGUUUGCUCGGUAGAAUCACAGCCGUGAGACGAUACUGUUAGAAAAUCAAGCGCUCAGCAUCAGUGGGUAGGUCGCGGGAACUUUCUGUGCGCGACGUCGCCCAGUGAGCUUAAGUGAAACCGUGUAACACCUUUCGGACAUUCGACGGAGCCUAGUUAGACAAAACCAGCCAAUAUGGCUUCGACGAUACAGAGUCUGCUACUAUGCACAAUAGGCAUUUGUGCAAUGUUGGCGUCCUCGGCACAAGCGCAAAGAAGCCCACUCCGCCGGUUUGGAUACCCAAACGACAAUUUUGUUGACCACGAAUGCGCCCCAGUGGGUCGUUGCCCACGACCCUGCAGACUUGGAAAAGAAAUUACUGGAUGCGCUCUUUGCGUUUGCCCUCCCGCCUGCAAACCAUGCUUCAGCAACUGCUAUUUUCCGUCGAGGCCUGACGAGUGCCCCCAAUGUGCCUACGAUUUCUACUGCGAGUUGGGACACGAUUCGAUCUAUCCGGAAAUAAGCUUUGCACCUGGACUCGGACUGGGCCGGUAAAGUUACUAUCUCGCAAAAGAAGCGAGACUAGGUGCCAACUAGUCCGUCAUUCUUGGAAAGCUUCUUCUCAAACAAGGACUAUUGUUGCUAAAGCGUGACUGCGAAAACGAAAUUCCACAAUUAAAUGUGAUGAAAAUGUAUAUAUACUACAACCAUGAUGAUAGUAGAGGACGCGUUGACUGAUCGAUGAAGUAAAGGAUAUUUAUUAUAUUUGGUAAAUAAAAUUGACAUUUUGUGUUGGA
Molecule: messenger RNA, 4123 nt
Organism: Varroa destructor (honeybee mite)
Lineage: Eukaryota; Metazoa; Arthropoda; Arachnida; Mesostigmata; Varroidae
Source: RefSeq, a predicted model, not a curated record